GGUCGCACCAGAGUUAUGCAAGCAGCAAUUUACUGAAAGAAAUUUCGUGGAAGUGAUUAUCGAAGUGACUCCUAGCUCCAGCAGUCAUGAUCUGCAAACUUUGCGGUGAAGACAAGCUUUCUAAAGAGUUCCCACAUGAACACCUGACAGAAGCUUGUUUGGAACACGCUUUACUUCAUUGCCUGAGAUGUGUAACAUCGUCAGUUGAAAACAGACAAAAGUGUUCACAAUGUGAUGUUGAAGUUCAAGAGGAAAAUGUCCAAUACAAAAACCAUAUCGAGACUUUAGAGUUCCUUUUUCCUACAGUGCAGGGAGGUGAAGCCGUUGGUGAAGCCGUUGAUGAAGCGUCAUCUCACAUUGUCAUUACUACGCUAUCUGGAGAGCGUGCUACUUUCGUUUUCAAUCCUGAUCAAACAAUUAUGAGUCUAAAAGAUAAAAUCGAGGGCAAACUAAACGUACCAUUUAACAAGCAGUAUCUUUUAUAUAAUGACGUCGAACUUAAAGUAAAAAGCCAAAAUGACCAACAGCGCAAGUUAAAAGACUACCAUGUAAUGCCGAAUAGCACAAUAUACCUGCUGGUUUUAUUGUAUGCUUUACCAGAGGAAUUUGAGGAUGUCAUUUUUGAUCUCGAAUGGGGAUAUCCAAAACAUGGAAAAGAUUAUCUAGAUGCUUCUGUAUUGCUUUAUAGUGGCUCAGAUUUUGUAGAAUUUGUUGACUAUAAUAAUAGAUCAUCAAGUACAUCCUCGGCAGUCAAGCAUUCUGGUGAUGUCAUGGAUAACAUAAAGCGAUGUGGCCAUCAUACCAUCAAUGUAUCAAUGAAAUCAAUCCCAGCACACGUAAACAAAUUGGUGUUUAUACUAAGUGCUUGGAAUGCUCACAAUAUCUCCGAAUACCCCAAUCCAAACCUUAAGUUCUUCGAUGCGAAAUUCCCUGACAGGCAAUUGUGCAGCGAUGAAAUGAGUCAAGCUGCUGAUUCUCGAGCCAUCAUUAUGUGUUGUUUGACUAACAGAGGAAAUGGAUGGCAAGUUUUCAGUGUAAAACAUCCCUCCGAUGGAAAUACAAUGAAUUAUGCCCCACUACAAAAACAAGUUGUAAAACUUAUUGAAAAAGGUUACAUAUGAUUAUGAGUUUUAUGACUGAUUUGAGAUUUUAAUUACUGAUUACUCAACACAUCUGCCUAAUGCAUCAGCCAUUGCCGAUUUCUCGUUUAGAAUUGCAUAGCAUAAUAUAUAAAUCUUAUAAUCUUAGAUUUAACCGUAUAUACAUCUAUAAAUCGAACAAAGAUUCUGACUUAAUAAGGAAUGUCAUAAUACGAAACAACCUUGAAAGGUGACAGUAUUCGUGGAAAAGGUGAAAACCAAAAUUAAUUAUCAAGUGCAAAUUUAUUAAAUUUAGUAUUCCUCCUUUGGCUUUGGAGUUUAGUCUGUUAUUGGUAAAGUAGUACUGCAUAGUCUGCAUUAAUUGGCUUUAGUUUUUGCUACCCAUAUACAUUGUAAGUCAACCAAUCGUAAAACAUCGAUCUCACAUGACCAUGAGAAAUGAAUUGGAUCACAGUUUGAUCUGAAUUGGAUUCGACAAAUCACAGUUAGACAAAUGUAUUGGAUCGUGUAAACAGAGUUCU
This is a messenger RNA of Dendronephthya gigantea, 1621 nucleotides long. RefSeq lists its product as uncharacterized. Lineage: Eukaryota; Metazoa; Cnidaria; Anthozoa; Malacalcyonacea; Nephtheidae. Bases 87 to 1121 code for a protein of 344 amino acids. Gene Ontology annotation, molecular function: protein binding. The transcript is spliced from 3 exons. The record is from RefSeq and is a predicted model, not a curated record.